AUGGACAUCAGAGAGAAGAAUUUUGGGUCUGAUGUACGUCAAAAGAUUGAGCCCUUCUUUCAGGUGAGCAAAAUCAGUCUUGUCGAUUUGGCCGGCAGUGAAAGAGCCGACGCGACAGGAGCUACAGGGGCACGACUCAAAGAGGGCGCCAAUAUAAAUAGAUCCCUCACCACGCUAGGCAAGGUCAUUGCCUGCCUGGCUGAGAUGGCGACAUCGAAAAAGAAAAAGAAAAGCGAUUUUAUUCCUUACCGAGAUUCGGUUCUUACCUGGCUCCUUCGCGAAAAUCUGGGUGGCAAUUCGCGAACAAUGAUGCUGGCUACGCUCUCGCCGGCAGACGUGAAUUACGAGGAAACGCUGUCAACUUUGCGCUACGCUGACAGGGCCAAACAGAUUGUCUGCAAAGCGGUCAUCAAUGAGGAUCCCAAUGCCCGCAUUAUUCGAGAACUCAAACUGGAGGUGGAACAACUUCGAGCCCUCUUACGUUUGGAAAAAGGUGUCACGAUUACAGGUACUGCUGACGUACCCGCGAAAAUGGAAACAAGUCUGGAGCUAAGGGAGUACGAAGCACGCAUCGAGGAGUUGCGAGCUUCAGAAAAAUUGCUGGCUGAACUCAAUGAGACGUUGGAGAUGAAAUUAAAGAAAACAGAGGCGCUACGAGCUCAAAGGGAACAGGAAUUGCGAGGAAUGGGCAUCGCCCUCCAUGCCGACGGCGCGCUAACAGGAGUUUUCGCCCCUAAGACGCCAAAUCUGGUAAAUUUAAACGAGGAUCCAACCAUGUCUGAGUGCCUGAUAUACUACUUAAAACAGGGCAAGACUCGAUUGGGUCACCUCAACGAAGGGGACGAUCUUGACAUUGGUCUGCUUGGAAAUUUUAUCAAACCGCAUCAUUGCAACUUUAUGCUGAAAGACAAUGUUGUUGCCAUUGAGCCGAUUGGUGGAGCUGAAUGCUACCUCAAUGGCAGUCUCAUUUCAAGUGCCACGGAAUUGCACUCGGGCGAUCGUGUCAUUCUGGGGAAAAAUCACGUCUUUCGGUUUAACAAUCCACUCACUCGUCGUGAACGGAAGGCAAACGGUACUGACGAUAUGACCACGAGCUUCUCAGAGACGGUGGAUUGGACCUAUGCAAUUUGUGAACUCCUUGACAAGCAGGGCGUAGACUUGCGCAAAGAAAUGGAUGAACGCCUGCUAGAAAUGGAGGAGCAGUAUCGUCGAGAGCGCGAGGAAAUAGACAGACGUUUUGAUGAACAACGAAGGGAAUACGAAGGACAAAUUCAAGUCCUGCAGGAAAAGGUGGAACAGCAGUCCAUACUCACUUCAAUGGUUCAGGAAGAUUCCGUUUCCGAGGAGGAAACGGAUACUGUUUGGAGUGAUCGCGAAUUCCAGUUGGCUCGAUGGGCUUUUCAGUGUUGGAAACAGUGCGGAUUUACCACCAGAAGGGAUAUUCUGUGGAAUAACGCAGUUCUACUGAAGGAGGCAAAUGUUAUGAGCGUCGAAUUGAAUAAAAAGAUGCAAUAUCAAUUUGUCAUGCUGAGUGACACCCCCUACACACCACUGAAGGACGAAUUGACGGGAGUGAGAAAGUUGUUAAAGUAUCAUGGAAACCGCACAGUUGAUGGUUUAAAUCCCUACCCUACAGCUGAGGAGCCAUCUUCUAACCGAGGUAUUAUUGCUGUUGAAGCCUUCAACACAGCCAACGGUCUCAGCUACAAGUGGAGUCUCCAAACAUUUUAUCAACGUCUAGUUGAAAUGCAAAAGUACUUUCAUGCUGAAGGCGAUCUCUCCACUUGCGCUUUCAAUCAGCUGUACUCACUUCCAAUCAGAAAUGGUUCACUAUCUUCCUGCUCUCUGAAAACUUCCUCUGAAGACGCAUCAAGAGCAGAUGUCAAUGAUGAAAGUGCUGAAAAGGAAAACAAGGAAGAAGACGAUGAGGAGGAUUAUGCUGCAACCACUGAUCCAUUCUACGACAAACUUCCGUGGUUUAGACCCAUUGGAAGGUGUCUCGUCUACCUGACCAAUCUCUACUUCGACCUGUCGCACGAGCAGGAGCUUCCACUAAUCAAUCGCAAUGGUGAACACGUGGGUUUCAUUCGGUUGUUAGUGGAGUCCAGAAAUGACUCAUCGCCACCCCGUUCACCUGCUCCCUCACCUCUCUUUGGACCGGCUUCUCAGGGCGGCCAACGCACAGGUCAUGCCAAACUGCAUUUUAAUGACCUCGAGUAUUUCACCUCGGAGGCUAAUGGCGAUUCCUACUCUGACGACGUUGUUUUUGGAAGGUUUGAGACCAGGCUGAUACCCGAUUGUUUGGAUACCGUAUGUCUGAUCGAAUCUGCCGAUGGAAAAACGCCGAAAGCUCGAGAAGGCCGCUUCUUUCCUGCGGAUAGUACCACGAGUGAAAGCGACGUCAUAACUGAGGAGUGCAGUAGACGUCCAUGGCUGAAUGAAGAAUAUCUUCCUGAACAUCUCCAAAUUGGUGAAGUUUUUUGGUGGAAGAUAACUAUUUUGGCCAUUCGCGGCCUACCCUCCCACUAUACCAGCGUAUUUUGUCAGUUCUCCUUGCCCGGCAAACCGGAUGAAGUGUAUUCAACAGAACCGGUAGAGAACACGAAAGAUGGUGAAAACCUCGAAUUUUGCCAAAUUCAAAAGGUGAAGAAGUCUUUCCUCUUUUACGGUGAACGUAACACGUGCCUUUGUGGAUUGUUUAAUGCGUAA
Messenger RNA from Echinococcus granulosus, 2709 nucleotides. RefSeq names its product Kinesin-like protein unc-104. The transcript is spliced from 20 exons. Gene Ontology annotation, molecular function: ATP binding; microtubule binding; microtubule motor activity. Lineage: Eukaryota; Metazoa; Platyhelminthes; Cestoda; Cyclophyllidea; Taeniidae. The record is from RefSeq and is a predicted model, not a curated record. Bases 1 to 2709 code for a protein of 902 amino acids. Gene Ontology annotation, biological process: microtubule-based movement.